Messenger RNA from Papaver somniferum (opium poppy), 1269 nucleotides. Its product is annotated as BTB/POZ domain-containing protein At2g24240-like. Gene Ontology annotation, molecular function: protein binding. NCBI's taxonomy places the organism in Eukaryota, Viridiplantae, Streptophyta, Magnoliopsida, Ranunculales, Papaveraceae. The transcript has a single exon. The record is from RefSeq and is a predicted model, not a curated record. Gene Ontology annotation, biological process: protein homooligomerization. The coding region runs from base 1 to 1269 and encodes 422 amino acids.
AUGUUCGAUGAUGAAUGGAAGCUUCAACCAAAAGGAGAUGAAAAAGAAUACUUCAUUGAUCGUGACCCAGAUUGCUUUUCUGUGCUUCUUAAUCUCUUAGGGACUGGUAAGCUUCAUGUGCCUUGUCACAUACCUGAAAAAUUACUCUAUAUGGAGGCUCAUUAUUACGGCCUUCUUGAUCAUGUUAGAACUGCAAAGUGGGGUGAUUUUGAUAGUAACAGGUUAAGAUUAACGGGUAGCGUUAGUGGACAGGCUCCUCGUAAUUGCAGUGCGAUCAGAGCAAGUCCUGAUGGAGGUUGUGCUGUUGCUCAUGGUGGCGUUGUUCGUGUAUAUGACUGGAUGCUCGAAGAACAUCCACCGCUAAAUCUUGAAUAUCAAAGUGUUAAUGAUAUUGGGUGGAUGAAUUCAGAUAAUAUAGUGAUGGCUGUUAGCCAAAACUUGGACAGGCCGGGAGUCGGAGGAAUGGGCGUUUUCAGUGCUUUGACAGGGGAACUGAGGCAAAGGUUUCAGUUGAGCGAUGGAGAAGAUCAGGUCAAAGGCUUCGCUGCUGGAGCUUUAUGUUUUAACACUGAUAGUAACAAAGUACUUGCUAGUUGUAGAGAUAUUACAAGUAAUGAAGGAAUCGGGGUGUGGGAUCAAGAAACUGGAAAACAAACUGAUUUUUUUGAUUUCGGUCUCGGCAGUGAUGAAAAGAUUCAAUGGUUUAAUGGACGUAAUUGUUUACUUGUCAACAGUUACAUCAAUUAUAAACGUCGUAUCAAUCUUUUAGAUUUUAGAGACAAAAAAAGUGUGGUUUGGUCCUGGCCUGAUGAUAUUAAAACUGUAGAUUUUAAAGACAAAAAAAGUGUGGUUUGGUCCUGGGCUGAUGAAACUAAAACUUGUCAUGUUCAUACUCAUAUUCAUGAUGCAAUUCCGAUGGAAGAAGGUAAUAGCAUUUGUGUGGUUGAUCAGAGUAGAAAUUUGGGAUUUUUAGAUUUGAGAGAUACCACAAAAAGCGUCAGAUGGAAUUUGUAUCGUGGGAAAGACACCGCCCAAAGUAAUUAUACCAAAUUAACACUGCAUGGAGGACAGAUUUUUUGUUCCGUGGGUGAUAAGAUAUCUGUAUAUUAUUAUGAUGGUCUUGAUCAGUGGGUUUUAACAUCUAAUCUUGAAGGAAGUCACGGUGGUUCAGUUAGGGACUUCUCAAUAGGUGGUGAUCGCCUUUUUGCUCUUCACACUGAGAAGAAUGUGUUCGACGUGUGGGAGACUCCAUCUGCCCCAAUUAUAUGA